UUACAUUUACACAAUUUUACAGUGAUUAUUAUUAAAAAAAUAUCUCUACACACACGUGUUCUUUCUUGUGCUUAUAGAAAAAAAAAGAAAAAAAAAACUCGUAAAAUACAACAAUCAUUAUUCUAUAAACAAUCAAUCGUCAAGAUGCAUCUAGAAAACACUCCACCAAGAUCACCAGAAAUUGUUGAGGAAGUAGAUGAAGAUGACAUGGUAUAUGUUGGUGAUGUUGAUGAAGUUCUUGAACAAUUAGAAGCUGAAGAAGCUGAUGAUGAAGGAAUGGAAGAAGAUGAAGAUGAUGAUGCUGUUACUGUUUUUAAAAAUCAUACAGGUUCUGUAUUUUGUGGUUCAUUGAGUAAAGAUGGAAAAUUAGCAGCAACUGGUGGUGAAGAUGAUAAAGCAUACAUAUGGAAUACAGCAACAGGUGAAAUUAUUCAUGAAUGUAUUGGUCAUCAAGAUAGUGUUAUUUUUGCUGAUUUUAAUUAUGAUGAUACAUAUGUUGCAACUGGUGAUAUGAGUGGAAUUAUACAAGUUUGGAAAAUGUCAAAUAAACAACGUAUUUGGGAUUUUAAUAUUGGUGAUGCACUUUGGAUGAAAUGGCAUAAACAAGCAAAUGUAUUAUUUGCUGGAUGUGUUGAGGGUGAAAUAUACAUGUGGAAAAUACCAACUGGUGAUUGUAAAAUAUUUCAAAGUUUUGGACAAAGAUCUGAAAAUGCUACACUUUCUGCUGAUGGUAAAAAAUUAGUAGCAGGAUAUGGUGAUGGAACAAUUCGUAUUUGGGAUUUAAAAGAAGGCACAGUUCAUACAACAAUACCACCUUUCUUAGGUCAUAAUGAAACAAUAACUGCAUUAGAUUGUCAACCUAAUGGACAAGUUACAAUAUCAGCAGCAGUUGAUGGUAAAACAAUAUUAAGUACAACACAAACUGGUAAAGUUAUUGGUGUAUUACAACAUUUACAAGGACAUCAUAAUACAGAAAAUAAUGAUGAAACAACAUCUGAUGAAGUUAAAAAUGAUGAAGCAUCAUCUAAAAAAGAUAAAGGUGAUUGGAUUGAGGCUGUAUCAUUUUGUAAUGAUCCAGAAAUGCAUAUGGUUGCAACUGGUACUGUUAAUGGAGAAAUAUUUAUUUGGGAUACUGUUAAACAAGUACUUAGAAAUAGAAUACAACAAGAAAGUGGAAUUAGUAAACUUGUAUGGAAAGCAAAUACUCCAUUUUUAUAUUCUGCUGGAUUAGAUGGUGGUUUAAGAUGCUACGAUGCAAGAACUGGACAAUGUGUCAAAUCAUUUUGGGGACAUCAUGAAGAUAUUCUAGAUCUCAGCGUAUCAAAAGAUGGAAAAACAAUUUUAACAACAUCUGAUGACAGUACUGCAAGAAUAUUUAAUAUGGAUUAAUUUAUAAAAUUUUUUUUCUUACUGAUUUAUAAAAAAAAAAA
Molecule: messenger RNA, 1430 nt
Organism: Aphidius gifuensis
Lineage: Eukaryota; Metazoa; Arthropoda; Insecta; Hymenoptera; Braconidae
Product: angio-associated migratory cell protein
Exons: 4
Coding region: 145-1389 (414 amino acids)
Molecular function (GO): protein binding
Source: RefSeq, a predicted model, not a curated record